Setaria italica (foxtail millet) is the source of this 1078-nucleotide messenger RNA. RefSeq lists its product as uncharacterized. The record is from RefSeq and is a predicted model, not a curated record. The transcript has 6 exons. NCBI's taxonomy places the organism in Eukaryota, Viridiplantae, Streptophyta, Magnoliopsida, Poales, Poaceae. The coding region runs from base 95 to 799 and encodes 234 amino acids.
AACCCAUUUACGACCCGUUCGUGCUCCCACGAGUCUGACUCCGCCCGACGCCAUUCCUGAUUCCUCCCUCUUCCGCCGCCGCGCCGCCGGAGACAUGUCGAGGCUCGCGGCCGCCGCCCUCCGCCGCAGCGUCGUCGCAUCGAGGGAUCCCUUCUCCUCGCUCUUGGCCGCUACCGCGCCGGCGUCCGCUCGGCUCUUCUCCGCGGAUGCAUCCGGCGAAGUCGCUGCCUCGGCCGCGGACUCGCAGAACGACCCUUUCCUCAAGUCAUCCAGCGAAGGAUUGGCCUAUGGAAGGUUCUACAGUAACAUUGGCGGGGGAAACCGUAUUGAAAAGAACAUGUUGAAAACUGACAUUCUCCAUCACCUCGACAGAUGUGGAUUGUCAUUGGAUGAUGUGAAGAUUGAUUACAACAGGGGAUUUACUCCUUUGGGCGCUUUAUUGAGGUUUCCUUCAAAGGCAGCGUUUACCACAGCAAUUAGGCAAACAAGUCAGAUUCGUCUGUACAAGAUGGACAUGAUAAGUCGUGAUGUGUGGGAUCUCAAACAGUCUUUUGAUGGAAAAGCUGUACUUUUGCAAGGAGUUCCACGGAAUGCCCUGCCAGAGGACAUAGAACGCUUUUUGUGUGGCACUAACUUUGAACCUCCGCCAUUUGAAAGCUUUCUCAGACCUGGUGUCCCAGAGCCCAUAAAAAUGGUGCUGGUUAAAUUCCGUACAAAGACCGAUGCGAUGAAUGCCUUCAUUACCAAAAACAAGAGUUUCUGUCUGAACAAUCAAGUUAGCAUGCGUGUUCUUCAGUAACCAAGUAGCCUUUCAAAUCAUGUGAUAUUUGGGUUAACUCUUUCAUCGCAACUUUUAGAUCCUUUGAUAUGGGGUCAGUCCACAAACAUCGCAUUGUGUGGUUCUGUAGCUUCGAUUCAACUUGCAAGCCUGCUUUAGGAUUAUUUCCCCCUUGUUGCGAGGUUUUAAUUGUACUGUUUCACAUGUUUCAUAUGUACCCAGGAGACUAUUCAGCUAUUCCUGAUUAUUGUAAAAUAAAUUAACAGCAUGCCUCCUAAAGUUAGAAUCUACCUUGUUCAA